UCUUUCACUGUACGGAGCACCAUUAGCUGAAGUUACCGCUCAGAGUUUACAUUCAAACCGAGGAGUUGCGGAUUACAUCUUACCAAUAACUGUAAAAUCAGGAUCUGGAGGUGUCGCUGCCUGCUCGCCCCGAGAACACACAACGGCAGGAGGAAGUGGUGUGUUGGAGGGGAGAAUGGAAAAAAGACAAUUGGGGAGAGGAGAGCGCCCGCGGUCCUGAUGGAUAUAACACGAUCUCGGACAGUGUCUGCAGCACCAGCAAUCCAUGCAGGGUUUGCACCCAUGUGAGCCCAGUUGUCUUAUUUUCAAUGGCAUGGAAGAGAAUAUAUUCACUGGUUCUUUUUUAAAUGUUGCCUUUGCAAAUGGACUUUGCUCACUACACCACUUUGAUGAAAGUGAAGACGAGCAACUCACCUUUGAAAAAAGGUGCCCCCUACUACCAUACUCGAACUGGUUCAUAUUAAUAUUUGGCAUCAUUCUGUUUUACCAUCAUGGAUAUCCAAGGGCCAGACAGGACCAAAGGCUUUUCAUGCAGGGGUUGUGGUAUUGUAUGUUUAAACAUGCCCAGCCUUUUGGAGCACACAGAAGUUUGUCAGCAGUCGGAUGGCGAUCGAAGGUAUAAAUGUGAUGAAUGUGGUCGUGGAUAUCGACAUGCUGGCAGUUUGGCGAACCACAAGAAAACACAUGAGGUUGGAACCUUCCAGUGUCACAUAUGUGCCCGGAAACUAUCUAAUGCUCUAGCGCUUAAGAGUCACUUGCGUAUUCACACAUCACGAAAGAAAUAUUCUUGCAUGGAUUGCGGGAAAGCCUUUCGCUUAGCAACUCAGCUGUCUACUCACCAAAAGGUCCAUCGCAAUAGGGAGUUAAGGGGAAGGACCAAAAGCAGUGUCUUGACACAAGAACAGGCUGAAAGUGUUUGUGAAGAUGACCAACUGCAUGAUGUCGAUGAGCAGGAUUUCAGUGUGAUGCCAGGUUUGCCACCAGAUAUAGAGUUAAAUGUUGCCCAUGAGAAUAGUUUUAGCAAUGGUCUUAUGUCAGAGCUCAUUUCAAAUGUUAUCCCUGAAAGCGACACCAUAGCUAAUGGCGAUAAUGGGGACCGACCAUUUAAGUGUGACAUGUGCGAGAAGACUUACAGACAUCAUGGAAGCUUGAUAAAUCACAAGAAAUGUCAUCAAAUGGGAAUAUUUGAGUGUACAGUCUGUUUCAAACAGUUUAACAAUCUUGCUGCCCUCAACAGUCACCAACGAAUUCACUAUAAAAUCAAAGGUCGCCCCAGCACAGUUACCCCAGCGACCCCUGAGGCGCCCUAUCAAAACUCUAAGUCAGAGCAGGUAUCUGCAGGUGUUUUGCAGAAUGGGGCCACAAAUGUACAUUUCUGUCACCUUUGUCAAGUAGCAUUUGCUACUGAUGAUGAGUUUCAGAAUCACAUAAUGUUGCAUAACUCUUCUUCAGUGUCCUUUGAGCUCCCUACCAGCCUACCUGAGGACCAUGAUUUUUCGUAUAACCAUAGUAUCGCCCAGUCUCCCGAACCUGUUCCUUAUCCUUCCUCCAGUGACACCCCACCGUUGCCUCCAUUACUCGAUAAAGCUGUUGAUUAUGUCCAAACCCAGGGGCCAAUGGAAAAUGGUCAUAUUUACGUACCUCAUCCUAUAGGUGAUGACUCAGCUGUUAUAGACACUCAGGGAGGGCCUUUGGCUCUGCCAUCUGAAAACCUCAACCCUGAACUAUUGGAGCAAACUACUGAUGAUGGUAAACAUGAUGAAGCUGUUAGCUCUGACCGCCGUUUUAAAUGCAACAUUUGUGGCAAAAGCUACAGACAUGCAGGUAGCCUCAUUAACCACAAACGCUCCCAUCAGACAGGAGUUUUCCAGUGUUCAAUUUGCCGCAAGAACUACCCACAUCUGGCUGCCUUGAGAAGCCACCUUCGUAUACAUAAGGGCAGGCCUUCCUCUUUAACUGCCUCUGCUGAAGGUGACUGGCUUUCCUCUGAGCCCCUGACACAUGAAAAUCAGCAUGGUGGCUUUGCGUCUCACGAAAGUGAUGUUAGUGGUAUUUUAGGCGUCCCUCAGGAUCUCGGAGACUCUGUGGGCAUGAAUUCUGAUGAGGAGCUGGAUGAAUUCCAAGAGCAGUUUCACAGUUCCUUCGCUGAGGACAGACAAAUGCACCUACCUCAGGGUGAAGCCCUCAUGGAGAGGCACAUGUGUGCAGACUGCGGAAAGACAUUUUCUGAUAUUGCAGGGAUCAAGUCGCACAUGUGUCCCCUCCUGAAUCAGCAGUAUCAGGUCAUGCCAAAUGGCUUAGAUGGUCACAUGGACUAUAAGACUGAAAAUCGUCCGCAGCCCUUGGGAGAUUCAGGAGAGCCUAUUGGUUUUGAGGGGCAGAAUGGUGGCACGGUGGAUACCUAUUUUGCAGGGCAAAACUUUCAUGACACUAUGCAUGGCCAGAUGAUGCAUGACCAUGAAGAUAACGGUCACUGUGAAGAGGGUAAUGCAGAUGAUGAUGAGUAUGAGGAUGGUGAGGAGGAGGAGGAGGAGGAAGAAGAUGGAGAGAUGUAUCAGUGCUCUGUGUGUGGAAAUCACUACACCAGCAUGCGGGAACUGAGGAGUCACCUCCAUACUCACACUCAAAGCCAUGACACACCUUCAACAUCUGGCCCCUCCUCUAUGUCCUCACUCGAAGCAGAGAAAGACGAUGAACCAAAUGAGAUCCAGCAUAGUGACUGCAGUCUGAUUAUUUGUAGCACUUGUGGAGAAAGUUUCCUAACAAAACAGGACCUACUAGCCCAUCAACUUCUGCACAGCAAUUCUGUGGUUUGCCAGACUGAACAGUAUGUUACAGAAAACCAGAAUCAAAUCGAACCAAAAGAAGAAAAAGAGAGCAUCAUAUGUGGGAAGUGUGGAGUGGUCUGUGCCAGCAGUCAUCAACUUCAGAACCACGACUGCACUGGACAAAGAACUGAAGAACCUGAACAGUGUGAAGAAAAGCCAGAUAUUGGGAAUGUUCAUGGACAAGAAGCUGGAUUGUUCAAGGAGUGUCUAGGCAGCGGAGAUAGGCAGUAUAAAUGCGAGCAAUGUGGACGCUCAUACAGACACGCUGGUUCACUCCUAAAUCACAAGAAAUCGCACAAAACUGGGGUGUUCCGCUGCUUUGUUUGCCAGAAGCGUUUUUAUAACUUGCUGGCUCUAAAGAACCACCAGAGGACACAUUUUGAUGUAAAGAAGCACAGUUGCACAGAAUGUGGGAAAGCUUUCAAAAUCCACAAACAAUUGGUAAACCACCAGAGAGUUCAUCAGGAAAACAAGGCCAAGAUUGAAGAACUCAAUAAACAAAUUCAGACGCUUAUGCAGAUGAGUGGGAAUGUCUCUGUAAGUGGAAUGCACUCGCAGGGUACCAGCAGAAAAAGGAGUAGUCGGCGGCGCAAGCAGAAAGCCCCUCCUAGUAGUGACCAGUCCAGCCCAGAAAAGAACAGCCAGUCAGAGGAUCCUAAUGACCCGCGGCCUUUUGUUUGUGACCAGUGUGGGCGAAGUUAUCGGCAUGCUGGAAGUCUGGUCAACCACAAAAACUCACACAAGACAGGAGAAUAUUACUGUGCUGUAUGCAACAAUACCUAUUCCAACCAGUUGGCGAUGAAGAACCAUUUACGUAUUCACUUUUCAGUCAAAAAACACUGUUGCCAGGACUGCGGGAAGGCAUUCCGUGGCAAGAAACAGUUACUGAACCACACUUGUUCACAAAACCGCAAGAAGAAUGCAGCAGCAGGGUCGAGAGGAAAGGCUAGGGGUCGCAGAAGAGCAAAGGCUUUAACAUGCAAGCAGUGCAGCCUGGCAUUUUCCACUGCUGACCAGCUUGCAAACCAUAUCUGUAGCAAGCAGCCUGGCACUCAUGCUGCUCAUGAGCAAAAUGGCAAAAGCAAUGCACCUGCAGUCAAAGAAGAACGACCGUUCAAAUGCAACAUUUGUGGCCGAAGCUAUCGCCAUGCAGGAAGCCUGUUGAACCACAAAAACACACACAAAACUGGUCAUUUCACCUGCUCUUUCUGUGCCAAGCCUUUUUCCAAUCCCAUGGCACUACGUAAUCACACUCGCAUACACACACAGAAGAAAAAGUAUGUUUGCCCAAUCUGCGGUAAAGCUUUCAGACUCUCUAGCAUCCUCUACAACCACCAAAAAAUCCAUGCCAGAGGAGUCACUCGUUAUAGUUGCCAGACAUGUGGUAAGAGCUUCCAGGGAAAGUCUGGACUUAAGAGACACCGCUGUUACAGAAGUGGCACAUCGUCUCCUGCUGUUAAUCAGGAUAGCGCAGACAAGUGUUACACAUGUGAUCAGUGUGGUCGUUCCUACAGACAUGCUGGCUCUCUUCUCAACCAUAAGAAGAGUCAUUCUGCUGACCUCCUCAAUUGUACUCUCUGCCUCAAAACAUUCACUGAUCCUCUGGACCUUCAGAGUCACUCCCAGAUGGCCCGCCACUGCUGCCCAGAUUGUGGAAAGACCUUUUGUGAAUUUGCACACCUGCAGAACCACAUGGAAGUGCACAGCAAGGGGCUCCCUUACUAUUGUGCUCCAUGUCAGCAGAACUUUCCCAACAUGGCCAGCUUUCAACAGCACCAAGAAGUCCACCGUGGCAUGCAGGGCCAGCCACAUCACCAGGGCAUGCAUAUGUCGCAGGAUUUGGAAUGGGACUCUGAGCUGGACCAGCAGAUGGGGCUACAAGAUCUCCCCAAGAUGAAUCCGGCUUUUAACCAAAUGCACGGAGCGUUGUCUGAACAGCAAGAUCCACACGAAAGUAUGGAGGCAGUAGCAAAAGAGGAGAAGAGCCACGUGUGUGAGCACUGUGGACGUACUUACAGACAUGCCGGAUCCCUGCUUAACCACAAGAACAGCCACAAAACGGGCUCGUUCGUCUGCUCAGUGUGCCAGAAAAAGUUCAACAACCUGAUGGCGCUGAAGAACCACCGACGUAUUCACACAGAGCCUAAGCGCUACCAGUGCCUGGAAUGUGGUAAGGCCUUCCGAGUGUCCACUCAGCUCAUCUGUCACAGACGUAUUCACACCAAAGAGAAGCCCUUCUCCUGCCUGCUCUGUGAGAAGCGUUUCUCAAGCAAGUCCAACCUGCGACAUCACCAGAAAAUGCAUCAGAACUCCCAGCAGUCGUUCGAGUCCUCUUUCAACAUGGACCCUAAUGCCUUCAUGGGACUGGGUGUGGACCCUUUCCUCUGAGGCAGGAUUUGCGGGGCCCGUACUCAAAUCCCUGUGUUCCAAGGGAAGAUAUCAGAAUGAACCUCUUCCCCCACCCAAGGCCCAAUGCCAAUAAUCGUAAAACAUCAGGUUUUUCUGCUGUAUUUGUCAAGACGGUGUCCAAACCAGAUGCUGAUCUUGGCAAGAGUUGCCUCCUGUACUGUUGUAUUUUUAAAUAUAUUUCUUUAAAAGGACAUUUAAGACUGGCAUUGAUGCGAUACUACCUCUGGUAGGGACAGUGAUACUGUAGAAACUAGAAUAAGUGAUGGUGCCUGUCAGAAACCAUUUUAGAUUUGAAUGUUUCCUUUUUUAACUUUCUUGUCUUCUCACAGAGUGCACAAAACUAAAGAAUUGUAUGGUACUAUGGUAGAUCUAAAACUGAAGACUAGGGUCGGAGUAUAUUUGCCCAGAGCUUUUACCCCAGCACCGCCUCAAAGAGUAGAGUCCGACCGAUUAUUUGGUGUAUAAUAAAAGAAGGGCGAAACCAGUGCAACAGAAUGCACCUUGCCCUCAGACUUAAUGAACUUGUUAAUGUUGUAGUUGUGGAUGAGAAGGAUGUCCAUGUCCUUAAUGUCCAUGUGCUUUCAUGUUUCCAGGUUAUUGUACUUCUCAUUAUAGAAAUGAAUUCUGUAAUCACUCACUUCAUCAGUGUCUUAUUUAGUACAACUUUCAGAAUUGUUCAAGUCCUUCCUUCACUUUGACACUGUUAAGGCUGUUAAACAGCAACAGUAGAAUUAGUAUAAUUGUCCUGAUACCUGUCAAAGAUAUUUAUUUAUUUAUUUAAAAAUCUAUUUAUACCCUACACUGCUAAUUGAGAAAAAAUAUCAUUAUCACUGUUUAAUGUGGUAACCCUUAUGCAUGGUAUUAGAUGUGCUUUAACAGUAAUUAAUUACUUGGGUAUUGUAGAUAAUGGUUCUUAUACAUUUUAUAGGAUAUCUCCUCCAGAAGCAUUUCAGGAUGAUGUAUUUGUAUUAACCAAGGGAUCAGGUUAUGUACUGUUAUUUUCUCAAUGUGUAUUUUAAAUGUAUUCUCUUGUAUGUCACUUUUAUUUAAUCCAGUUUAUGUAUUUUCUUCUCGAAAUGACUGCUGAGUAAAAGACCAUGGUUAGACAGUGAAAGAGAAUGUGUAAUCUUACAGAUUGUGUUGCUAAUGGACCCUAAAAUCCUUGAUCGGUCGGGCUCUAUGAUGGGCAGGAACACCUUGAUGGCGGACAAAGGUGGUUUUUUUUUUCAGUAGUUAAAAAAAUGCUCAGGUUUCACACCUCAAUCAGUAGGUAGAAUUUAAAUAAUUACACCACAUUUUGUUUCAUGAACAAAGCAUUGGAAGGCAUCUGUAUUUUUUCAGGAUAUGAUGCCAGGUUGGAUUUAUGUGCCAUUUCAUAUCAUAGACCUACUUAGGAUAAACUUAAUAGUAGAUUCCAUGUAUGCCUAUAUUUCAGUGCUUACUGAUUAUUUAUGAGUAGGAGUUGCAGACCUUCACAGCUUAAGUGCAUUUUACAUGAAACUCCACUGACUUCUGAAUCUUUGAGGUUCUCUGUAAUCAGUUGCAUAUAUCUUAAAUACAGAAUAUUUAUUUUUGUUCUUAUAAUCAAUGUUUCUGUUUCUCAAGUAGGGGACUAAGCAGAUACUGUUUAUUUGUAGAUGUUCUUGCCCUCACUUCCUGGAACUGAAUAAACACAGUGUAAAUGUU
This is a messenger RNA of Astyanax mexicanus (Mexican tetra), 6923 nucleotides long. RefSeq names its product zinc finger protein 646 (gene znf646). The record is from RefSeq and is a predicted model, not a curated record. The coding region runs from base 492 to 5216 and encodes 1574 amino acids. The transcript is spliced from 5 exons. NCBI's taxonomy places the organism in Eukaryota, Metazoa, Chordata, Actinopteri, Characiformes, Acestrorhamphidae.